AUGAAGGACAAAGAUAAACUUCAGGAAAAGUAUAAAUUAAGGCUAGUUGGCAUCCCCGUGGACAGUGGAAUUGCACUGGUGUUCGUGGCUGCCAUAAGCGUGGCAGCGGCUGCUCCUGGCGGUUGCUGUGGAGGAGGUGGAAGCGGUGGUGGAGGUGGAGGGGUUGGUGGAUAUGGAGGCGGAGGUGGAGGUAGCCUUGGAGGAGGAGGUGGAUCAGGAGGCGGCAGCGUGGUCCGGGCUCGGCUAGUUGGUGUGGGCUCCUUGCCAAGCGGCGGCGGAGGUGGCGGUGGAGGUAGAGGUGGCGGUGGAGGCGCAGGUGGAUACGGCAGUGGAGGUGGAGGUGGAGGAGGAUAUGGCGGAGGCGGCGUUCUUUUCAACGAAAGGAAUAUUCAUAUUGCUUACAACGUAGAGUAA
This is a messenger RNA of Penaeus chinensis, 414 nucleotides long. RefSeq names its product glycine-rich cell wall structural protein 2-like. The record is from RefSeq and is a predicted model, not a curated record. NCBI's taxonomy places the organism in Eukaryota, Metazoa, Arthropoda, Malacostraca, Decapoda, Penaeidae. Bases 1 to 414 code for a protein of 137 amino acids. The transcript has 3 exons.